AUGUCCACUUACCUCAUCACCCAAGCAACCGGCCAGCAAAGCCGCUGGGUCAUAACCCACCUCCUCACCGCAGGCGCCAAGAUCCACGCCGUCGUCCGUGACCUCCAAAAGGUCCCAUCCGCCCUCCAGAACCCAAACAUCACCGUCUUCCAAGGAGAGAGCAAGAACUUUGACGACAUUUACCGCGCCGCCCAGGGCUGCAAGGGCGUCUUCCUGAACACCGUCCCGUUCCCUGGCCUAGAAGCUCUCCAGGCCAAGACCGUCGUCGACGCGUGCCGCAAAACUGGCGUCGAGAGCAUCGUCGUCGCCACGACGCACGGUACCGCGAAAAGGGCCAUGUGGGACGACGAAGCGACCGAGAAGAUCCAGCUGCAUGACUACUUCUCGUCCAAGGCCGCUGUCGAGGAGAUUGUGCGCGGCGGCGGGUUUGAAGCGUACACUAUCCUCCGGCCGGCGGUCAUCCACCACGAUUUCUUCGUGCCGGGGGCGUAUGGGAACUUCCCUCGGCUGCCGACUCACGGGGUCCUGGACCAUUUGCUUGAUGAUGGGGCGAGGGUGCCGUAUACAGAUGCCAACGACGUUGGAAGGUUUGCGGCGGCGGCUUUGUGGGAUCCAGUCAAGUUUGGUGGCCAGGAGAUUGAUCUUGGAAACGAGGUGCUCACCAUGGAGGAGGUGCGGGACAUCUUGGUCAGGGUCAGUGGACGAGAGGUGGGCGUGGCAAAGCGGACGGCUGAGGAGGUCGAGGCGAUGGGCAUCAGCGUCUUUGGCCAAAGGUUCCACCUCAUGGCGAAUAUCAAGGAUCUCAGCUGGACUGUCGCAAGUGCGAGGGAGGUUGAAGAGAGGUUUGGGAUUUCCAUGACUUCUGUUGAGGAGGCGUUGCGAAGGGACAGGGCACUUCUCUUGGAAUGCCUGCCGGUCAACUAG
This is a messenger RNA of Colletotrichum chrysophilum, 924 nucleotides long. RefSeq lists its product as uncharacterized. NCBI's taxonomy places the organism in Eukaryota, Fungi, Ascomycota, Sordariomycetes, Glomerellales, Glomerellaceae. The coding region runs from base 1 to 924 and encodes 307 amino acids. The transcript has a single exon. The record is from RefSeq and is a predicted model, not a curated record.